Messenger RNA from Myripristis murdjan (pinecone soldierfish), 2364 nucleotides. It is a transcript of the gene zdhhc9, whose product is annotated as zDHHC palmitoyltransferase 9. Lineage: Eukaryota; Metazoa; Chordata; Actinopteri; Holocentriformes; Holocentridae. Gene Ontology annotation, cellular component: Golgi apparatus; endoplasmic reticulum. Gene Ontology annotation, molecular function: protein-cysteine S-palmitoyltransferase activity. The coding region runs from base 847 to 2025 and encodes 392 amino acids. The transcript is spliced from 9 exons. Gene Ontology annotation, biological process: peptidyl-L-cysteine S-palmitoylation; protein targeting to membrane. The record is from RefSeq and is a predicted model, not a curated record.
CUAGGCGUGUUUCCUGCUGCCAUUGACUGAACCGAGAGCUCGCAUCCUGCGGGAAAAAAAGCACAGCAAAUACACCUUAUCACACACGCUGCGAUCAUUUUGAUUUUCCUGCUCGAAGGACCCAUGCUUUUUAAUUAUUAUUUCAGUCAGGACUGAUUCACCAUUUUUUCCAGCAGCAAGGUAACAGCCUCAUUCAUGUGAGCACUGAGCAAAGCGCCUCUGUGAUGGAUCACUUAUGAUAUAUCGAGAUGAUAUGAAUGUCAGCCGGUCAAGGUCCGCUCUCUCAGUGCCACAACCACGGCUUGAUUUUUGGGCUUCUUGUGAUAAAGACCUGCCGCAAGCAUUUGGAUGAAUUUGAGAAAUAUUAUUGCGAUAUUCACUUGACAGCAAGGGAUUUUGAUUUUCCUGAAGCGGAGUGGGAGCCGUGCCACCGGGAUGACACGGUGCCGUGAGAGGACAAGCACUUAACUGGGAAUAGCCUUUGGAUUUUUUUGAAAUUAUUUUGAUGAUGUGACUCCUAAAAAUGCAAGAAAUGCCUCAAAGUCGCCGCCUCGUAGAGAAACCAUUAGUGUUGUUCAAUCAGUCGCUCCUUUGUUUUCCGAUGGACUGUGUGACACUUUGAUCCAGCUGUAUCUGUAGGACCACCAAGGGUGUAGGAUCCUGUGGGGCUCCAUCAGCAGCACUGUAUUGUCUGACUUGAAUCAUUGUAACACAGCUCCUAUUAUGCACACCCCAACUCCGCUACAAAUUAAACUUCCGUCGUAAAUAUCCGACACUUGUAACGCAUCGUUUCCAUUUGUGAAGCCAAGGAAUUUUGUCAUCCACCAAAGAGGGACUGCUGGCAUCAUGUCGGCGGUGAUGAUAACGAGAAAGGUGCGAAAAUGGGAGAAGCUCCCGGGCAAAAACACCUUCUGCUGCGAUGGACGGGUGAUGAUGGCCCGGCAGAAAGGCGUCUUCUACUUGACCCUCUUCCUCAUCAUCGGGACCUGUUCCCUGUUCUUUGCAUUCGAAUGUCCAUACCUGGCUGUCAAUCUGUCUCCUGCAAUCCCAGUUUUUGCUGCUCUGCUCUUCCUCUUUGUCAUGGCAAUGCUACUGAGGACCAGCUUCAGUGACCCGGGGGUGUUGCCACGGGCGCUCCCAGAGGAAGCUACCUUCAUCGAGAUGGAGAUCGAGGCUGCCAAUGGGAACGUCCCAGCAGGGCAGCGACCUCCACCUCGAAUCCGCAACGUCCAGAUCAACAACCAGAUUGUCAAGCUCAAGUACUGCUACACCUGCAAGAUCUUCCGACCCCCUCGCGCAUCUCACUGCAGUAUUUGCGACAACUGUGUUGACCGUUUUGACCACCACUGUCCCUGGGUGGGCAACUGUGUGGGCAAGAGGAACUACCGCUACUUCUACCUGUUCACCCUGUCACUCUCCCUGCUCACCAUUUACAUCUUCACCUUUGACAUCGUCCACGUGGUCAUGCGCUCAGUGGAUUCUGGCUUUUUGAACACUUUGAAGGAAACCCCUGGAACUGUGCUGGAGGUCCUGGUGUGUUUCUUUACCCUGUGGUCAGUGGUGGGACUGACUGGCUUCCACACCUACCUGAUCUCUCUCAACCAGACCACUAACGAGGACAUCAAAGGCUCGUGGUCGGGGAAAAACAGGGUGCAGAACCCCUACAGCCACAAGAACAUCAUCAAGAACUGCUGUGAGGUGCUCUGUGGGCCAGCGUACCCCAGCGUCUUGGACAGAAGAGGACUGAUGCAAGAGGAUUCGCCUGCCUCUGAAACCUCCCCACCCUCCUCCAGCAGUAUGAACUCAGUGCCACAAACCACGCAUGCAAUGCUCUGCUUACAGAAAACCACAGCCCCACUCAUCCCUAAUGAGCACACACCUGACGAUGUCAAGCCGAGCAUUGCUGACUCAGCAGAGAAGACCCCCUCACCCAAAGAGGAGGAAUCGCCUGCUCCCAAGUUACCACCCCUCGCUUCACCCGAGACGGAUGCAGAAACAUCCAUCAUCAAGGAUAAGGCCCACUAGCUGUGUGAAGGGGCGGCCUUUCUCUUAGCCCCUCCAUCAGCCACUCCCCCAGCCUCCUGCUUUGUCAGGAAGUGGAACAUUAAUAAUCAAUGUCUGAUUACUGUGCGGGUGACUCAGUUUUUCUCCGACUCCUGCCCUACAUUCCACCAGAAAAAGCGGAGUUUGUGCUGCAGCCCCUCCUCUUCCAUUUUCUCCCAACCAGUGGCUGCAGAGCUGUUUGAUUGACACGCACUCCUAUGGGAGGAUGUGUAAUCUAAUGGAAACUCAGCAGCUUCCUUUGUCCCCUGAACAUUGCAUGGAAAGACACACGGGGUGAAACUGCUGGAAGAACUGUAAAAA